UCUGCCGGCAUUCACCAGGGCUCCACCUGGGCACCACCGGCGACAACCAGGGCGUUGCUGUAGCUCUGCCGGGGUCUGUAUGGGCCCCGGUGCAGCAACGGUGCCGUCCGGGUUGUUCCCGGUGCCGUCCCGGUUGUUCCCAGUGCCCCGCCGGUCGAUGCGGGUCCUUCACGGUAACUACCGGUUCAUCCCACAGGCCAUAUCAAAAAGCACAUAUUCAUAAAUGGCAGCUAUAAAGGUGGGAAUCAUUGGGGGAUCAGGUCUAAGCAACCCUGAUAUCCUCAAGGAAAGAACAGAGAAGCAGGUGGAAACUCCCUUUGGAAAACCAUCUGAUGUGUUGCUAUGUGGUAAAAUUGGAGACGUGGAAUGUGUCUUGCUGUCAAGGCAUGGUCGGGGUCACAGCAUCAUGCCCGGGCAUGUGAACUACCGUGCAAACAUCUGGGCAUUGAAGGAGGAGGGAUGUACACACAUUCUAGUCACCACAGCAUGUGGAUCCCUACAAGAUGGAAUUCAUCCUGGUGAUAUUGUUGUGCUUGACCAGUUUAUUGAUAGAACACACCACCGCCAACAAACUUUCUAUGACCGUACAGAGGGAGGUCCCAAGGGCAUAUGUCACAUGUCGAUGGCUGAACCUUUCUGUCCAAUAACCAGCGAGUUCAUCUACAAGACAAUACAAGAACUUAACUUAAACCACGAGCUGAAUUGCAACGCCCACAAGACGGGGACCAUGCUGACAAUUGAGGGACCGCGGUUUUCUUCCAAGGCAGAGAGCAAGAUGUGGAACUCCUGGGGCGCACAUUGUAUCAACAUGACCACAGUACCGGAGGUUGUGUUGGCCAAAGAGGCUGGCAUAUGUUAUGCAGCCAUGGGUCUUGUGACAGACUACGACAGUUGGAGGGAAGAUACAGCAUCAGUUAGUGUUGAGAGUGUUAUGAACACCAUGGCUGAGAAUUCCAAAAAAGCAACACGUGUCCUGCUUAAUGUCAUUCCAAAAUUGAAGGAAUUUGAUUGGACACAAAAACUUAAACAUAAUCAAGACGUGGUGAAUGGCUCCAUAUUACUAUCGCAUAGUUACUGAGACAUGAGGAUCAUUACAAGAAACACUUCCAUUAUCAUUGUCACUUAAAAUUAGAUGUGCAAUCUUACUAUAAAGGAGCAAAAACA
Molecule: messenger RNA, 1164 nt
Organism: Dreissena polymorpha
Lineage: Eukaryota; Metazoa; Mollusca; Bivalvia; Myida; Dreissenidae
Product: S-methyl-5'-thioadenosine phosphorylase-like
Exons: 10
Coding region: 224-1078 (284 amino acids)
Biological process (GO): nucleoside metabolic process
Cellular component (GO): cytosol
Molecular function (GO): S-methyl-5-thioadenosine phosphorylase activity
Source: RefSeq, a predicted model, not a curated record